CAUGCACCUGGGAGCCCUCAUCCUCACUGCCCUGCUGGGGACACUCCUGGGCACCAUGGGGCAGGUCAGCAUCACCCAGCCUGAGAGACAAGUCACACUCAAGCAGGGACACACCUUCCAGACUACCUGCACUUACCAGAGCUCUCUUUUUGGAGGCUUGCUCUGGUACCAGCAGAGGAAAGGCCAAGCUCCCCAGCUGCUCUCCCUUCAGGCAAGAUCUGCCUCCCAGGUCAAUGGGCGACUCAGGACCGUGCUGAACACCACGGGGAAAUACAGCCUCCUGCAGCUGGAGGCACUCGAGGUCUCUGACAGUGCCUUGUACCUCUGUGCUGUGCAAGACACGGCGCAGCUGCUGUUUGGCUCUGGGACCACACUGUCCAUCCAGCCCAGGGAGUCUCCAUCUCCUUCAGUCUACAGGCUGCUCUCUAAAGAUGCUGAGGAUUUGGAAAUGUGCCUUCUCACAGAUUAUGCCCCUGAAAACAUGACCUUUGGCUGGGGUGACAAGCAGACAAAUGCUGUGGUGGAGGUGCCAACACCCACCAAUGAGCAGGAAGCCAGUUGCCUGGCAAGCUACUGGGCCAAGAGAGAUGAAAUGCAAUGUACAGCAAAUCACAGGGGCUUUGGACAGCUGCAGCCUGAGGAUCCUGAAAGUGGUGCCAGCCCUGUCUGUGUUACAGGGGUGUCUCUACACUUCAGGACAGAUGAGAGCCUGAACAUGCUGUCUUUAUCUCAGCUGUGCCUCAAGGCAGUUCUAAUGAAAGGGAUGAUUUUCAACGUGGUGAUGACGAUGCUGAUGUGGAAAAAGAGAAAUGAAAGUCACCAGAUGGUUCAGUCCUGAAGGACCAAAGCAUCUGCUGAGGACCCUUCAACAGAGCAUCGUGUGCAAGAGGAGCACAGGCAUGCCUGCUGCAAGGGAUGCCACUUACACAUGCAUGCCUGCUGCAAGGGAUGCCACUUACACAUCCAUGCCUGCUGCAAGGGAUGCCACUUACACAUGCAUGCCUGCUGCAAGGGAUGCCACUUACACAGGCAUGCCUGCUGCAAGGGAUGCCACUUGCACAUGCAUGCCUGCUGCAAGGGAUGCCACUUACACAUGCAUGCCUGCUGCAAGGGAUGCCACUUACACAUGCAUGCCUGCUGCAAGGGAUGCCACUUGCACAUGCAUGCCUGCUGCAAGGGAUGCCACUUACACAUGCAUGCCUGCUGCAAGGGAUACAACUUACACAUGCAUGCCUGCUGCAAGGGAUGCCACUUACACCUACAUGCCUGCUGCAAGGGAUACAACUUACACAUGCAUGCCUGCUGCAAGGGAUACCACUUACACAUGCAUGCCUGUUGCAAGGGAUGCCACUUACACAUGCAUGCCUGCUGCAAGGGAUGCCACUUACACAUGCAUGCCUGUUGCAAGGGACACCACUUACACAUGCAUGCCUGCUGCAAGGGAUGCCACUUACACAUGCAUGCCUGCUGCAAGGGAUACCACUUACACAGGCAUGCCUGCUGCAAGGGAUACCACUUACACAUGCAUGCCUGCUGCAAGGGAUGCCACUUACACAUGCAUGCCUGUUGCAAGGGAUGCCACUUACACAUGCAUGCCUGCUGCAAGGGAUACCACUUACACAGGCAUGCCUGCUGCAAGGGAUACCACUUACACAUGCAUGCCUGCUGCAAGGGAUGCCACUUACACAUGCAUGCCUGCUGCAAGGGAUGCCACUUACACAUGCAUGCCUGCUGCAAGGGAUACCACUUACACAUGCAUGCCUGCUGCAAGGGAUACCAC
This is a messenger RNA of Colius striatus (speckled mousebird), 1780 nucleotides long. RefSeq names its product M1-specific T cell receptor alpha chain-like. Bases 2 to 838 code for a protein of 278 amino acids. Gene Ontology annotation, molecular function: peptide antigen binding. The transcript has 7 exons. NCBI's taxonomy places the organism in Eukaryota, Metazoa, Chordata, Aves, Coliiformes, Coliidae. The record is from RefSeq and is a predicted model, not a curated record.